Molecule: messenger RNA, 1421 nt
Organism: Bradysia coprophila
Lineage: Eukaryota; Metazoa; Arthropoda; Insecta; Diptera; Sciaridae
Source: RefSeq, a predicted model, not a curated record
UUUACAUUUUUCUCACAAAGAAAGUGACUGGCAAUAGAGCAACAACUGAAUACAUACCGCAAAAUUGAUCUGAUCUGAGAUGCAUUCGGUCUUAACUACUACUACAUUAUUGAUGACGACAACAUUUCCAACAAUUCAAAUCGAAUGGAAUGCUGACAAUUCGUCUCGAUGGUGCGCUUUCAGUGGAAAUGAUUUAUCUAGUGCUCUAACGAAGGCCGAAGACUGCCAAGACCUCUGUACAUCGACUUAUGGUUGCACACACUAUACUUGGACCGAUUAUAAUUCCGGAACGUGUUUUAUGAAAACGAAUAAGGUGUCGAAGACAGAGGCUUUUCUCAAACUCGAUCAGAAUUCUUUGUGUGGCAUCAUUAGUGAUUCAGACGAUCAGUUAGUCGACUGGAAUGGAAGCGAUUCAGCUCGUUGGUGUGCUUUCAGUGGAAAUGAUUUAACGAAUGCUCAAUCGAAAUCAGAAGACUGUGCCAACAUGUGUGCGUCCACACAGAAAUGUACGCACUUCACUUGGACUGAUUUUAACAGUGGUACCUGCUGGAUGAAAACCAACAAAGUGUUGAAAAGCGAAGCCUUUCCAAAGAAUGAUCAAAAUGCAGUUUGUGGAGUUGUCGGCUUAUCAGGGGGACGUUCAAUAACGUUUCUGAAUCGAUGUAAUUAUCCCAUUUGGAUAAAUCCUUUUCCGUCUUUGGGAAAUGGAAUCCAACGACUAGAACAGAAUGCACGAACAACGUACAAUGUUCCUGAUUCUGGAUGGAGAGGUCGUGUUUGGCCGAAAACUGGUUGCGACAACAAUGGUCAAAACUGUGCCGUCGGUCAAUCUAUACCUCCAUGUCCUAGUACAGGGUGUCAACCACCAGCUGAAACAAAAGUUGAAUUUUUUUAUCCAGCUACGAACGAUCGAAAUGCUGUUUGGUAUGAUAUCAGUUUAGUUGAUGGUUACUCUUUGCCUAUGGAAAUCAUUCCCGAUAAGCAGGAAGGAUCAUGCAUCACCACUAAUUGUGCGAUGAAAUUGGAUUCAUGUCCUUCAAAUGAAAAUUUAGUUGGUGAUUUGAGGGUAAUUCGAAAUGAUCGUGUUGUACAGUGUUUAGCACCUUGUAAAAAAUGGAACUUCCCACCGCCAUACGGUAUGGGUAAAUCAGAACGAAUUGAUCCGGGAUUGCAUCUGUGUUGUCCUACACCACCCAUCAGUCCUCAUGAGUGUACGGCAGGCGUUGUUACUCAAACUCAAUACGUAAAUUUAAUACACCGUGACUGUCCAACUGCAUAUAGCUAUGCGUAUGAUGAUGAAGGAGGUCUGCAUAACUGUCCGAAUCCAACUAAUUUUAAUGUUAACAUUUGCUAAACAACAGCGUAUUCAUUGUCACUAACUUUUCUUAAUUACAAAGCAGCGAUAAUAAUUACAAUCUUGA